AUGUCUAACAAAGCUGGAAGACUGCUUCUAAAUCAUGGUUAUCUAGAAGCUGCAUACAAAACAGAGAAUGAAUGCUUCCUGGAAAAUGCUAAGCUUAAAACUAUGCUUAAGGAGAUGUGGUAUGGAGAAGGGUAUAAGGAAAAGAAAUGCUGUGAAAAAGUUCUAUACUUUUUUUUUAGGUUAUUCCUGUGCAUUAUUCAUAUCUUUAUCAUGCCGGUAAUGGUUUUCUCAUUGGGCAGGCCAUCAUGGUUCUAUCAAAAGUAUCAUAUCCCAAUCCUGAAAUUGUGGAUCAACAUGGUAGGAUUAGCUUCGUUUCUAGCUGCCUUUGCCUACAUGCUUUUGUUUGACUAUACCGAGAAUAGAAUAUCGCAGUCAGAGUAUGCGGUACUCUACUGGAUUGGUAACAAAUUACUUGACGAAUUACAUCAGGCUAAAAUAACAGUUGCUUUUAUGGCGAUAAUGCUUGUUAUAAUGAUGUGUUACAAUGUGGUGGACUACGCCCUUCUGUAUCCAAACACAGAGUUCACAUGGACGGAAAUUCAAAAUAUUGCAAAAAAUGGCUACUGGGCCUUGUAUGCAAAUUUCCCAGAGGAUGUUGGUUCAGAGUGCACAAAUAACGCAACAGAGUAUGAACAAGAACUGAAACCAAGAUGUCCGACCUCUUUGGGGGAAGCCCUGUCUCCAAUCAUUAGAGCCGUAUAUGGCUUCGUUGCCAUUGUUAUGCUGUUGAACUUGUUGAUAGCAAUUUACACGAAAGCGUAUGAAAAUGUGGAUAGUAAAUCGCGAAUAUAUUGGUCACAACUACAGUCAGAUUUCCUUGAAGAAUACACAAUCAGAACAAUUUUUCCUGUACACAUGAAGGGUCUCUGCUUACUGGUGUUUGUUAUUUAUCUCUUGGUAUCCUGGAUCUAUAGUAAAAUCAUGAAAACUGACCAUGAGAAUCGACGAUUAAUCAGAGUUCUCUUCUUCGAUGAAACCUUUGAUGAUCUUCGGACGGAAACAACUGAAGAGGAAAUAGAUGGAAUGUUAGAAGUGCAAAGGGACACGGAUACUUGGGUAUCUGAGGCUGAGGAUAUUUCUGUAAAGCAGGAAAGACUGAUUGAAGAAGAUGAUACAGAAGUAAGGAGUUUUUCUGCACCUAAAGAAAGCUGUUCAUCUUUAAAAGAGGAUCACUAG
Molecule: messenger RNA, 1176 nt
Organism: Saccostrea echinata
Lineage: Eukaryota; Metazoa; Mollusca; Bivalvia; Ostreida; Ostreidae
Product: transient receptor potential cation channel subfamily M member 1-like
Exons: 11
Coding region: 1-1176 (391 amino acids)
Biological process (GO): monoatomic cation transmembrane transport
Molecular function (GO): monoatomic cation channel activity
Source: RefSeq, a predicted model, not a curated record